AUGGCUUUGUUCACCAUCCCCUUACUUUGGAUAGUCCCUUUGGGACUAGCCUCUUUGGUCUUCUACUACAUCGUGCCUUAUUUCUGGAACUACCGCCAUCUUCGCAGCGUACCUGGACCAAUCCUUGCACGUCUUUCCAAUUGGUGGCUCGUGUACGCAUGCAGAGAAAAAGCAAGAUGGAAAUAUGUCAAUGAUGCUCAUGAGCAAUAUGGUCCAGUCGUUCGCAUCCAACCAAACCAUGUGAGCGUAGCUGAUGAAGGAGUCAUCAACGCAAUCUAUGGACAUGGAAACGGAAUGCUGAAAUCAUCAUUCUACGAUGCUUCUGUAAUUACUACUUACAGUAUCUUUACUUCACGAGAUCGUGCUGAGCAUUCACGAAAAAGAAAAGUCGUGUCUCACAGCUUCGCACCACAGUCGAUGCGAAACUUUGAGCCUUUUAUUCGUCAACAUGUUGGUGUUUUCUUGCAAAAAUGGGACGCUAUGACAGCCAAUGAGGCUAAGCCUGAUGGAUUUGCCGAUGUCGAGGGUCGUCUUUGGCUCAACUAUUUGGUUCUUGAUAUCAUUGGUGAUCUUGCCUUUGGAGCCCCAUUCGGUGUUCUGCAAAAAGGAUCCGAACAUGUCGACUUUCAAACAGAAAAUGGUCCAAGAUCCCUGCCUAUUAUCACCAGUCUUACCACCAGAAGUGAACUUGCCGCUACUGUCGGAGCAUUGCCUGAGAUUAAACCCUACCUGAAGUGGAGCCCUGAUCCGUUCUUCCGUACCGGCUUCAACGGAAUGAUCAACUUGCGCACAUUGGGAACAUCUCGUAUCACGGACAGACUGAACAAUCCGCUUAGUGAAGAUCGUGAGAAGGAUCUUCUUGAACGUGUACGUGAGGGUCGUGACCAUAAGGGCCAACCUUUUGGAAAGGGAGAACUCAUCGCUGAAUCUUUGACCGUUUUGAUCGCUGGCACUGAUACCACGAGUAGCACCAUGGCUGCGUUACUGUAUCACGUGGUACGAACUCCUGGUGUGUUGAAGAAGCUACAAGCCGAAUUGGAUGAAGCUAUUCCCGCCGAUGUUUCUAUUCCUUCCUUCGACAUGGUCAAGAACCUGCCGUAUCUUGGCCAUGUUGUCAAUGAGGCCUUGAGACAUCACUCAACCAUCAGCCUCGGUCUUCCUCGUUUGGUCCCCGAAAAGGGUGGUGGAAUCACCAUCGCAGGAUACCACUUUGUUCCUGGCACAGUUCUCAGUAUCCCAAUCUACACUGUUCAUCAUCUCAAGGAGGUGUGGGGACCGGAUGCGGAUGAGUUCAAACCGGAACGAUGGGAGGAUGUAACGCCGAGACAGAAACAGGCUUUUAUCCCAUUCAGUCACGGUCCACGGGCUUGUCUUGGCCGAAAUCUUGCCGAGAUGGAACUCAGGGUGAUUACUGCUACUUGGGCAAGACGGUACGACUUUGUCAUGAGAGAUGAUACGAUGGACAUCAUGGAGGGCUUGGCUAGGAAGCCUGAGGCUGUGAAUGUAGGUAUCAGGAGACGAGUUUAG
Molecule: messenger RNA, 1527 nt
Organism: Fusarium venenatum
Lineage: Eukaryota; Fungi; Ascomycota; Sordariomycetes; Hypocreales; Nectriaceae
Product: cytochrome P450
Molecular function (GO): heme binding; oxidoreductase activity, acting on paired donors, with incorporation or reduction of molecular oxygen; monooxygenase activity
Source: RefSeq, a predicted model, not a curated record